Messenger RNA from Condylostylus longicornis, 4241 nucleotides. RefSeq names its product cGMP-dependent protein kinase, isozyme 2 forms cD4/T1/T3A/T3B (gene for). Gene Ontology annotation, molecular function: ATP binding; cGMP-dependent protein kinase activity. Bases 146 to 3973 code for a protein of 1275 amino acids. The record is from RefSeq and is a predicted model, not a curated record. Gene Ontology annotation, biological process: protein phosphorylation. The transcript has 7 exons. NCBI's taxonomy places the organism in Eukaryota, Metazoa, Arthropoda, Insecta, Diptera, Dolichopodidae.
UAAUUAUUACAAAAUUUAACAAAAACAAAUUGGAAAAUGUCUGCAAAUAUUAAUUUUCUUUGAUGACAAAUAUUAGUUUUCAAAAAAAUUUGAAAAUAAUUUAUUUCGACCGAAAAUUUGUAAGUAACAAAAAAAAAUUUAAAAAAUGAAAAUUCAACAUUAUCCUGGCAAAGCAGUUAUGGAUGCAAGUUUAUCAUUAGACAAAACAAAUCAAAUGGGUAUUAUAUAUGAAGCAAAUUGGAUGCAAGCCCAUAACACAAUAAAACUGAAACGACCAAAUAGCCUAAAUGAUAAAAAUGCAUCAUCAAUUUUAUUGUCAUCUUCAUCAAAUGGAAAUAAUGAAAAAAAUGAUGGUAUAUCAUCAUUAAAUAAAUAUCAAAUGACAUUAGAACAGAUUGCAUCACUUGAAUCUGCAAAUAAAGAUCGAGAUAUUGUUGAAACAAUUAAGGAACUCAAUGGCUAUAAACCAUCAACAUUAAGAAGAAAACAAAGGAAGCAGUAUCCUGGUUGGGAUGAUUUAAUAAAUUCAAAUUAUGAUUCAAAUCAAAAUUCAAAAAAUUCGAAUGAAUCAUUUAAAAAUUUUAAUGGAAAUAAUAAUAAUAACAAUAGCAAUAAUCAUAAUUACAAAAAUGGUAAUAACAGUAGCAGAAAUCAUAACAGUAAUAGUAUUGAUAAUCUCAAUAAAACCGAUAUGUAUUGUACUGUUCGACGAAAAACAUUUGAUGUUGAAUUAGAUGAAAUAAAUUUUACGAAAUAUAAACAAAUGUCAUCGGAAUCAUUAUCAAGUGGUGAUAAAAGAAUUCCAAGACCAAGACAACAGGUACCCGAAGGUGUUCAAACAAAUUAUGAUAAAAUAAUAAGUGUUCCUAAUACUCACAAUAAUAAUCAAUCAUCGAAAAUAAAUUUAAAACGAUCACAAACUGUUUUAACUGGUUUAAAUAAUCAAUCCUUUUCGACAUGCUCUAAUAUCAUUGACAUUAAUGAUUUAAGAAAAAUGUGGAAAAGUAAAAAAUCAAAUCAAUUGACCGAUUUAAUCACUGAUUCAAAAUCAUCUGAAUUUGAAAAUAAUGAAUUUUUAAAAAAUAAUACAGAAACAAAUAAUUUUGUGAUAGAAAAGCAACCAACCAAACAACAAAGUCAAAUACCAUUAAGAUUAUCGCCAUUAUCAUCGUCAUCACAAUCAAUAUCACCACUGUCAUCAUUAUCAUCAUCGCAAAUGCAUUCAAAUAAUAAUGAUAAUAGUAAUAAUAACAAUAACAAUAAUAACGAUAAUAAAAUUAUUAACAAUAAUAGUAAAAGGGCAAAAGAAUUUCAAAAUAAUUUUUCAAAUAAUGAGAAAAAAUCAUUUAUGAGAUCUGAUUCAAAAAAAAAUAAUCAUUAUCAAUCUUCUGGUCAAAAUCGUCCAAAAUCAAUGAUCUGUGAUACUAGAUUUAUUAAUAAUAGUAAUAAUGACAUUAAAAACAAUACAAAUACAAAUGACCAUGAAAAUGUGAUAAAUAAAAAUUUGGAUGAUAUGGAAUUAUCAAAUAAAACACGUACAUUAACAAUUAAAGCACGUCCAUUAAGUCGUGCAAAAAGUGCACGUUUAAUACCAACACAAUUACCAGAAAUACCUGAUACAUAUAAACCAUUGCCAAGACCAAGACAACGUCAAAUGCCAAUUAAUUACUCAAAUAAUUAUAAUGAUAAUAUAAUUUUAUCAAAUAUACCACCACCACCACCAUCAGAAGCACCAGUAGCACCACAACCAAAACCAAGAUUAACAAAUAAUAAUACAACAACAUCAAUGAAUUCUAAUCAAAUAAGAAAUACAAUUAAAUUUCCAGAAGAAUAUAAUAAUAGUAAAUCUAAUUUAAUAAAUAAUAAUAAAAUUAAUUUAAAUUCAAAUAUGAAAAAUAAUAAUAAUAGAAAUCAAAUUCGUUCUAAUGGUACCAUUAAAAGUAAAUUAAGUAUGGAUAAAAUAAUUGAUUUUAAUAAUAUUGAUUUAGAUUUUGAUUUAACAACCGAUACUAAUUCAAUAGAACCAAAUUAUGAAAGUAUAAUAGAAAGAGAUUCAAAAGAUUCUAUAAGCGAUGAUCCAUCAUCAUCAUAUUCACAAUGGAUUAACACAAAAAAUAAUAAUGUUAAUGAUGUUAGUAAAAAAAAUUCACCCAAUAAUAUGAGCUACAAUAAUAAUAAUAAUAAUAAUAAUAGCAAUAAGAAUAGUAUUAGAGGUCGACGUGAACCUGGUAGUUCAUCAUCAAGUAAUACAGAUGAUCAAUUUAUAAUACCAAGACCAAGAUUAAUUGUUCCAGUGCAUACUUAUGCAAGAAAACGUCGUACCGGUAAUAUACUUAAAGAUAAUGAAAAUGAAAGUACAAAUAAUGAUGCCAAUAAAGAGAUCAAUGGUGAGGGUCGUGUUGAAGUGUCCAGAGAAGGAAAAUAUCUUUCAACAUUAUCUGGUGCUAAAGUACUUGGUGAAUUAGCAAUAUUAUAUAAUUGUCAGCGUACAGCAACAAUAACUGCCAUAAAUGAUUGUAAAUUAUGGGCCAUCGAACGACAAUGUUUCCAAACAAUUAUGAUGAGAACUGGUUUAAUACGUCAAGCCGAAUAUACAGAUUUCUUAAAGAGUGUACCAAUAUUUAAAAAUUUACCGGAAGAUACACUUAUAAAAAUAUCUGAUGUAUUAGAAGAAACUCAUUAUCAACAAGGUGAAUAUAUAAUAAGACAGGGUGCACGUGGUGAUACAUUCUUUAUAAUAUCAAAGGGUAGUGUUAAAGUAACAAUACGUCAACCGGAUUCAGAAGAAGAGAAAUUUAUUCGUACAUUAGGGAAAGGUGAUUUCUUUGGAGAGAAAGCAUUACAAGGUGAUGAUCUUCGUACCGCUAAUAUUAUAUGCGAAUCACCGGAGGGUGUUACAUGCUUAGUAAUCGAUCGUGAAACAUUUAAUCAAUUAAUAUCAAGUUUAGAUGAAAUACGUCAUCGUUAUGAUGAUGAAGGAACUGUAGAACGUAAAAAAAUCAAUGAAGAAUUUAGUGAUGUACGUUUAACUGAUUUACGUGUUAUUGCAACACUUGGUGUUGGUGGUUUUGGUCGUGUUGAAUUAGUUCAAAUGCAUAGUGAUCAAACAAGAUCAUUUGCAUUAAAACAAAUGAAAAAAGCACAAAUUGUUGAAACAAGACAACAACAGCAUAUUAUGUCAGAAAAAGAGAUAAUGGGUGAAGCAAAUUGUGAAUUUAUAGUAAAAUUAUUUAAAACAUUUAGAGAUCGUAAAUAUUUAUAUAUGUUAAUGGAAAGUUGUUUGGGUGGUGAAUUAUGGACAAUAUUACGUGAUAAAGGACAUUUUGAUGAUUCAACAACACGUUUUUAUACAGCAUGUGUUGUAUUAGCUUUUGAUUAUUUACAUUCUAGAAAUAUAAUAUAUCGUGAUUUAAAACCAGAAAAUUUAUUAUUAGAUGAAAAAGGUUAUGUUAAAUUAGUUGAUUUUGGUUUUGCUAAAAAAUUACAAAAUGGUCGUAAAACAUGGACAUUUUGUGGUACACCAGAAUAUGUUGCACCAGAAGUUAUAUUAAAUCGUGGUCAUGAUAUUAGUGCUGAUUAUUGGUCAUUAGGUGUUUUAAUGUUUGAAUUAUUAACAGGUACACCACCAUUUACUGGAUCAGAUCCAAUGCGAACAUAUAAUAUAAUAUUAAAAGGAAUUGAUGCCAUAGAAUUUCCUAGAAAUAUAACACGAAAUGCUAGUAAUCUUAUUAAAAAAUUAUGUCGUGAUAAUCCAGCUGAACGUCUUGGUUAUCAACGUGGCGGUAUCAGUGAAAUACAGAAGCAUAAAUGGUUCGACGGAUUUUAUUGGGAAGGUUUACAAAAUCGCAGUUUAGAUCCACCAAUAAUACCAGUUGUUAAAAGUGUUAUCGAUACAUCGAAUUUUGAUGAUUAUCCACCAGAUCCAGAUGGUUUACCACCAGAUGAUAAUUCAGGAUGGGAUAAAGAUUUUUAAUACUUAAAAGAAAAAAAACAUAAAUUGAAAAUGAAAAUAAUAUAUAAAAACAAUUAAAUAAUCACAAACUCAUGAAAAUAAAAAAAGCAAUUUUUUGUGCCUUUAUUUAUACACAUACAUACAUAGUUAAUAUACAUAUAUAAAAUAUUUUAAAAUUAUUUGUACAUAUUAAAAUUAAUUAUUAAUAUGUGUAUGUGUAUAAAUUACUUUACCGUUGUUUAUAUUGUACAUGAAUAUAAAUAGAGUUUUUUUUUUUAUUAUAGUCAAC